AGCAUGUCUUGUGUUGAGAAGUAUAAGAUAGCAGUUGUGCAGUAAAACUCUCUUGUUGUCACUGCGUGAGCAAGGGAUCAUAGAGUGAGUGAAACAAAGAGAGCCUUCCAAUCUUUUGGUUGUAAUCCAAGGAUAUGGCACUUCACCACACUUUGACUUUGGCCUUUGGCCUCUUAGGCAAUAUCAUCUCCCUUUUGGUCUUUCUUGCUCCAGUGCCAACUUUUUAUACAGUUUACAAGAAAAAAACAACUGAAGGGUUUCAAGCACUUCCAUAUGUAAUUGGGCUCUUGAGUUCAAUGAUGUACAUAUACUAUGCCCUCCUUAAGGAAGAGCUGAAAGAGGAUGCCACUCUUGUCCUCACAAUCAACUCGGUUGGCUGCGUCAUAGAGACUAUUUACAUUUCCCUCUUCCUUUUCUAUGCCCCUAAGAAGGCCAGGAUCUCAACCGCGAUGCUUCUGUUCUUGCUGAACCUUUUCAGUUACGGCAUGAUGGUUGUUUUGACUCGCUUUCUAGCCACAGGUGAAACACGUUUUAAGAUUGUGGCAUGGAUUUGUCUUGUGUUCAGCCUAAGCGUAUUUGUCGCACCUCUUGGUGUCCUGAGACAAGUAAUACGGACCAAGAGUGUUGAGUUCAUGCCAUUUCCGUUAUCAUUUUUCCUAACAUUAGGUGCAGUCGCAUGGUUCUUCUAUGGUUUUCUGAUCAAGGACUACUACAUAGCUUUUCCAAACAUGCUGGGCUUCCUCUUCGGGGUUGUUCAAAUGGUGGUUUACGUAGUCUACAAGAAUGCAAAGAAAUUCCUGGAAGAUCAGCCAAAAGUUCAAGAAUUAUCGGAGCACAUUAUUGAUGUGAUGAAGAUCAAUACUUUGGUGUGUCCGGAACUGAGUCCUGCAGUGAUUCUGAAUCCAACUGUGGACAUUACAAAUGACAUGAUUGAAGUGGUUCAAAAUAUAAUUGUCAUGGCUGAAAACACAGAAAAAACCAAGGAAGCUGCCAUUGAUGAUGAUUUCUCCACCAAAGUUUGAACCCAAAAUUGAAGGGACGUGCACAUGUUAUAAGGUUUUUAAGUCUUCAAGAUAAGCAUAGUUCCUUCUGUUUUAAGUUUGCCCUAAUUGAAGUUUAAUUUGUGUGUUGGUUUAAUUAACUGUGCUCUAAGGCGUAGGAGCCAUGGGCGUAUCUGUGUUAUGUAUCCCCCUCUAAUCUCCCAGUCUUUCAGUAUCUCUGUUCCCUUAAAGCUCUGUAGCUAUCUGAUGUAGCUAGCUUUGUAUUAGCUUUAAAUUAAUUGAGCUUAUUUCAAUUAAUGUAUUAAGGAGAUAUUAUUACUAGUUAACUA
Pyrus x bretschneideri (Chinese white pear) is the source of this 1330-nucleotide messenger RNA. Its product is annotated as bidirectional sugar transporter NEC1. Gene Ontology annotation, cellular component: membrane. Gene Ontology annotation, molecular function: sugar transmembrane transporter activity. The record is from RefSeq and is a predicted model, not a curated record. NCBI's taxonomy places the organism in Eukaryota, Viridiplantae, Streptophyta, Magnoliopsida, Rosales, Rosaceae. The transcript has 6 exons. Gene Ontology annotation, biological process: carbohydrate transport. The coding region runs from base 135 to 1022 and encodes 295 amino acids.